Messenger RNA from Penaeus indicus, 863 nucleotides. RefSeq names its product SID1 transmembrane family member 1-like. The transcript is spliced from 4 exons. The annotation marks the transcript as partial. Gene Ontology annotation, molecular function: double-stranded RNA binding; RNA transmembrane transporter activity. The record is from RefSeq and is a predicted model, not a curated record. Gene Ontology annotation, biological process: RNA transport. Lineage: Eukaryota; Metazoa; Arthropoda; Malacostraca; Decapoda; Penaeidae. Gene Ontology annotation, cellular component: lysosome; plasma membrane.
ACACAUCCUUCAUGUACGUGAUCUCGGUGAUGUCCAUGCUCAAGAUCUACCAGACGCGGCACCCGGACAUCAACGCCAGUGCAAGUGCUGCCUUUGCCGCUCUGGCGUUGGCCGUCGUCCUGGGCGUCGUCGGUGUGCUGACGGGGACUACUUUAUUCUGGGUCAUCUUUGGCUUCAUCCACGUGAUUUCGUGCCUCCUCCUCUCAUGCAACAUUUACUACAUGGGGAGGUGGAAGUGUGAUUUGGGUGUAUUUGGACGUAUGAAAACCUGGUUCAUGAGCGAACUAAGUGACUGGCGGGGAAUGUGCAGACCGAUGUACUGUGAUCGCAUGGUUCUGCUGCUCUUGGGUAAUGCUGCCAACUGGGGGCUGGCAAUCUAUGGAAUGGUUUCUACACCUAAGGACUUUGCCUCAUACCUUCUGAUCAUUUUCUUGACGAAUUUACUGCUCUACAUCGCCUUUUACAUCAUCAUGAAGCUGAGACACCGUGAACGCCUCCAACUGCAACCUUUGGUUUACUUGCUACUUUGCCUGUUCGGUUGGAGCGCAGCCAUCUUCUUCUACGUGCACCACACAACCACGUGGGAACUCACUCCCGCGCACAGCCGACAGUUCAACCAGGAGUGCGUCUUGCUUCACUUUUACGACACUCACGACAUCUGGCAUUUCUUCUCGGCUGCAGCCAUGUUCUUUGGCUUCAUGCUUCUCCUCACCUUAGAUGACGAUCUUGCACACACACCCCGGGAGAAGAUUCCAGUCUUCUAAGUGCCGCAAGAAACAACUCUACGACAGUGAUAUAUAUAUGUAUAUUGUAGUGCGAAGAAGGUGCUCGUAGGAGGAAGCUUGAAUGGAUAGUCUCAAGCA